Messenger RNA from Hippocampus comes (tiger tail seahorse), 3573 nucleotides. RefSeq names its product calneuron 1 (gene caln1). NCBI's taxonomy places the organism in Eukaryota, Metazoa, Chordata, Actinopteri, Syngnathiformes, Syngnathidae. Bases 2221 to 2877 code for a protein of 218 amino acids. Gene Ontology annotation, cellular component: trans-Golgi network membrane. Gene Ontology annotation, molecular function: calcium ion binding. The transcript has 6 exons. The record is from RefSeq and is a predicted model, not a curated record.
UGUUGAUGGCAGCACGUUAGCUUAGCAUAGUGCUAAAGGACGGCAGUAGUGCCAUGACUCACAGAUGAGUGUGCGAUGAUUGAUGACUGUCAUAUGGUCUGCCAGAAUCUUCCCUUUACACCUUUUAGCCAACGCUAUGCUAAAUUGGCUCCUGGCGAAAUGUAGACUAGAGCCACAUUAGCAUAAAGGGAAAUAGUAGAUGCUGCUUCCUUAUGUCUCUUACACACAUCCAUUUUAGGAGUCUCUGUUUUUUUUCUUUGUUUUUUUUUGGAGUGCAGAUGAGUAGAGAAAUUGUUAAAUGGGAAAUGACACCACAUUCAAAGCACUUCUUCAACUUUGUCACAGCCAUGUCUAUUUUAUUCGUCUCUAUACCUCUUCUCUGUCUUAACAUGUUCUCACUGCCUUAUCUCUGUCUAAUGUAUCUCGCUACCUGGUCUUUCACAAGAGUCUCGCUAGCUUUUCUCCAUCUUUUCAUUUCUCGCCACCUUCUCUGUCUUUGUCUCGCUACCUUCUCUGUUUUUAGUUUUUCCUCGCUACCCUCUCCAUCUUCAUUGUGUAUCGCUAGCUUCUUUCCGUCUUUGUUUUGCGAUCAUCUGUCUUUAAUUUCCUUGCUACCUUGACUCCAUCUCUAAUGUAGCUCACUAGCUUAUCUCUAUCCUUUUCUCUAUAACGUCUUUCAUUUUUCUCUCUACCUUCUCUCAUCUCUAAUGCGUCUCGCUAGCGAAUCCAUCUUUAAUUUUUCUUGCUAGCUUCUUUGUGUUGCUACCUUCUCUCUGUCUUUAAUUUGUUUUGCUACCUUCUCAAUAUCAAAUCCAUAUUGCUAGCUUCUCCAUCUUUAAUUUUUCUCUCUCCCUUCUGUGUUUCUUGCUAGCUUCUUUAUCUCAGUACCUUCUCUCGGUCGUCAAUUUUUUUUGCUACCUUCUCUCCAUCUCAAAUGUGUCUCGCGAGUUUCCCCCGUCUUGGUCUUGCUACUUUGUCUUGAUUUUUUUCUCACUAACUUCUGUCCAUCCAAAGCGUCUGGCUCUUUGUAGCUAUAUAUUCUCUGCCUCUAAUUUUUCUCGCUACCUUCUCUGUGUUUCUGUCUCGCUACGUUCUUGCUGUCUUUAAUUUUUCCCUCGACCCUUUCCAUCUUGACUGAAUCUCGCCAGCUUGUCUUCAUCAUGAAAUGUCCUUGCUAACUUCUUUGUCUCGCGACCUUUUCUGUCUUUAAUUUGGUUUGCUACAUUCUCCAUCUCAAUUAAAUUUUUUCUCAUUACCUUCUGUGAUUCUCGUGAGCUUAUUUUUCUCUCCACUUCAAAUGUGUCACACUAGCUUCCCUUGUGCUUGUCUUGCUACCUUCUAUUUUUUUCCUCACUGACUUCUGUCCAUCCUUCACGUGGCUCGCUGUCUUCUCACCGUCUUUGUCGCUAUACCUUCUCUGUCUCAAAUUUUUUACGCUACCUUCUCUCCGUCUCUGUGUUUCACGAGCUUCUCUGUCUUGGUCUCGCUACAUUUUUUCCAUCUCACUACCUUCUGUCUUUAAUUUGUGUCCUGUGUCCAAUAUCUCAUUCUCUUUCUCUCUUUACCUGAAUUCUUGUAAGUGCUGUUUUAAUUCCACCUAGGACUACAAUUGGUCAUUUUCCUACACUUAAUUUCUGCUAUUUGGGACACACUCAAACUUUGCCUUUGCCGUUUGAUUUACCACCAAGCACGAAUGUCUUUGAAGUCCCCAACUCCCCAUUUACGAGCCUGAAAAAAGAAAAGACACACACACACACACACACACACACACACACACACACAAAACCGCAGUUGGCGGUAAAUCCAUACCGGACACAUGCGCCGCAUAUCAACCAAAAAAGUGUGUCAUUGACAGACAAAAAAAACGACAGGGCGAUGAUGUCACCGCAAGCAGCCAACCAGUGCGCUCGUGCACGUGAACGCGCUCCCUCUUGCUCUCUCAUCCGUCUUCCUCCCCAUCAUCUUCAUCAUCAUCAUCUUUUUCCCGCCGCAGGAGGAGGAGGAAGAAAAGGAGCAUGGGGGGAGAGCAGCCCGCAACACGUCGUCACGGAAAUGUAAUAUUCAUCUUUUUGUUUUUAUGAGACACAUUGGAGACAUGGAGGCAACAGACGGGUGCGAAUUUUAGGAAAUAGGACAAGAAGAAGAAAAGAAAGUGGAAGGGAACGGAUCACAGCCGUACCGAAAGAACAGAGGACAUUGCCGCAUACACACUGGGAGAAGAUGCCGUUCCAUCAUGUGACGGCAGGCCUGCUGUACAAAGGCAACUACCUGAGCCGCUCGCUCUCGGACACCGACAGCGACGUGUUGGCCAGUAUCUCUGUGGAGGAACUCCAUGAGAUCCGGGAGGCCUUCAAGGUUCUGGAUCGUGAUGGGAACGGUUUCAUCUCAAAGCAGGAGCUGGGAAUGGCCAUGCGCUCGCUGGGAUACAUGCCCAGCGAGGUGGAGCUCGCCAUCAUUAUGCAGCGGCUCGACAUGGAUGGCGACGGCCAGGUGGACUUUGAGGAGUUCAUGACCAUCCUGGGACCAAAACUUCUCUCUUCUGAAACCAGAGAAGGUUUCCUGGGAAGCACCAUCGACACCAUCUUCUGGCAGUUCGAUAUGCAGAGGAUCACGCUGGAGGAGCUGAAGCACGUCCUCUUCUACGCCUUCCGAGACCACCUGACCAUGAAGGACAUUGAGAACAUCAUCAUCAACGAGGAAGAGAGCCUCAAGGAGAAUGCAGGAAACUGUCAGACCGAAUUUGAAGGAGUGCACCCGUCCAAGAAGAACCGUCAGACGUGUGUGAGGAAGAGCCUGAUCUGCGCCUUCGCCAUGGCGUUCAUCAUCAGCGUUAUGCUGAUCGCAGCCAAUCAGAUGCUGAGGAACGGCAUGGAGUAGCCAGGCCCACUGUGACAUACACACACACACACACACUCUCCCACACACAUAUUCCGUUUUUUUGCUCGCGCUCCACCCCUUUACUCCGACAGCAGGGACUCUCAAGGGCUGCCGUUACCCACAAUCCUCCUCUGUCCUCUUCUGAUGAUGCAAUAACUCGGCGCCGGCGGCAGGAAGGAGCGCUUGAAAUUUUGUUUGUGCAGACGAACCCCAUGUUCGGGAAGGACCGCUUGAUUCCGGAGCCGCAGAACGUGGCCGGAAGGUCCAAGUGGACAGCAUCAAGAUGCGUGUGGAGGGAGAGAACGCGUCCAACCUGGAAACCUCACACAAGUAUGGCGAACACACGUUCUGGCUGCCGCACGGAAUGCUGGGAUUUCUUUUUUUUUUUUUGAAAUAUCAUCUGUCAGUUUGGACUUAAGAUCCUCCGAGUGGGGAAUCAAACAAGGAUUCCUUUAAGUCAAAGACACCGAACACCUAAACGUCCUGGGUUCUUGUAUUCUUCCAUUGUCCUCCUCCUGACCUUGGCCUCCUCCUCCACUGUUGUCCCUUCACCUUCUUCUUUUUCAUCCCUCUCCCUCUUUCUCCUCUCAUCAUUUCUUUUCCUCCUGCCUCCUCCUUGUUUCUCUUCCUCUCAUCCUUUUUCAUCUUUCUCCCGCAUCCUCCUUCGUCCUCCUCCUUCUUCUCUGUCCUUUCCCC